Messenger RNA from Rubroshorea leprosula, 1033 nucleotides. Lineage: Eukaryota; Viridiplantae; Streptophyta; Magnoliopsida; Malvales; Dipterocarpaceae. The record is from the annotation of a GenBank genome assembly.
UUGCCCAACACUCGGAGAAGAUUAUCGCCGCCAUUCAUUACAUCUUGAAGCAAGAACAUACUACGCGUUUAUAAACCGACUUACAGUAGGUUUCUUCUCCGAAUCUCCGUUUCCCAGUUUUUUACAUCAUAAUGUUAAUUAUAUGUAGUUCCGAUAGUUAUAUCAAUCCGAUGAACGCAAAAAAGCUUGCCCAGCACUCCAGGAACGCUGUCACUGUCAUUUCGCCGACUAAAGUUUUUUCUCCGAAUCCCCCUUUGCCCAAAGAAGGCGGUUUGAAUCAUGAUGAUUAUUAUAUAUACUAAGAUUAGCUCAUCGGAAUAAUUUUGGAAGAAAACAAUCUGAUCAUCUACUAAUCAAUUCAAUUCAGGAAUCCCAUGGCGCGAAGGCUUUCUACAUCCUUAUUACUAAGGAAGCAGAACGCAAUGAGAGGGAAUAUGAAGCGAUUGAGAUUGGAGAUGAAGGAGAUUAGUAUGGAUCAGAAGCAAAUUCGGACAGACCAGAGAGAUUUGAGAGAAAAGUUGGAACACAACAAUGAGCAAUGCGUGCAGCUUAGACAGGAGAUGGAAGUGGUCGCCAAGCAGAAAGCUCGGAAUCAGCUCCUCUUGAAUCUCACAUUCAGAAUCUUGAAGGCUCGCCAAGCAGGGGACUUCGCCACAGCCAUCUCCUUUACUCGGAUCCUCCGUCAGGUGGUACAAAACAGGGGAGCGAAUGAAGGAAAUGCAUCCGAUGAUACAAAACAAGAACAAAAUGUUACUAAAGUUUAAAUUGCUCGAGAAAUUCUAUGCUUUGUGUUGAAGUAAGAAUAAGAGAUUGCUUUAUUGAUUUAUUGCAAUUGUUGUAUCUAAGUUUGAAUUGGUAUGAGAAAUUGUAUUGUGUUAGGCUCAAGGAACCAAGAAAUGAUAUUGAAUAUGGUUUUAUUGUACGAUGUACCUCACGUUUGCAACAACUUGAGUUGCAAACUUUCAUUGCUUUGGUCAGAUGGUCUUUGCUUGUAUUAUUUGUACUCCGAGAACAAUAUAUGUAUUUUAUGAGA